AACGUGUUUUUGCCUCUUGAUUGUUUGCUUUGGCUAGGAGAGCAAGGACUCCUGCGCAGUUAUUCGUGCUCCGCAUAUCGCACGCGCACGCUGUGCGGUGCUGUUUGGCGCGUGAGAGACGCGCGCUGCCUGCUGCAGCAGCGGUACACCAAAGGCUAGGCUGCACGCCGUCGCCGUCGCCGCGCGCAGCCAAGCCGUCGACGCGCGCCGCGCGCAAAACGCACCACCAUCAUGAAUAACAUGGCCGCAGUACAAAAAUUGAACGAGCGCGAGCUCGAGCUAGGCAUCACGCCCGAGGCGUCCUGGCACGCGAAGUACAAGGACAGCGCGUGGGUCUACGUCGGAGGAUUGGCCACCGAGUUAAGUGAAGGAGACAUUAUUUGUGUUUUGUCGCAGUUCGGCGAGGUCGAGGACUUCAACUAUCCUCGAGAUAAAAAAACGGGCAAGCCCCGCGGCUGGUGCUGGUGCAAGUACGAAGACCAGCGCUCUACCAUUCUCGCCGUGGACAACCUGAACGGUGCGUCUCUCCUACGACGGACCCUGCGCGUGGACCACUGCGAGAAGUACAAGCUGCCGCCGGAAUUGAGGGACAAGGAAGAUGAACCUGAUACCUAUGGUCCCGCGGUGUCCAAGUUCGCGCCGGGCGCCGCGUACCGCGACAAGGACCUCGCGUCGUCGCAGACGCUGGAACGGGGCGUCGACGUCUUCGCGCCGGCUGCCGAUGAUUCUAAGCAGCGCGACGGCCACCGGCAGCUGUCCGCCGCGGACGCCGUGAAGCGCGAGGCCAAGAAGGCCAAGAAAGCCUCGAAGAAGGAGAAGAAACGCAAGCACGAGAAGAAGGACAAGAAGAGCAAGAAGAAGGCGAAGACUGAUGAUGAGGCGCCGCUGCUGAACUACCGGCGCGAGGCCCUCCCCGAGCCGGCCCAGGCACCGCUCGUCCCGCAAGGCCGCCAGGGCGAGGUCACGGCGCCGUCGUGGCGCGGCUCGCGGGAGCCGGGCGCGCCGGCGUCGUGGUCGCGGCGCGACGGUCCUAAAAAAAGAAGCGACGCGCCGCGGCGGACGUGGGACGAGGUCGAGCGGGACCGGAACAAGUCCUACGGGGGUAUGGGUCGAAGAAGGUAGAG
Pelagomonas calceolata is the source of this 1124-nucleotide messenger RNA. The record is from the annotation of a GenBank genome assembly. NCBI's taxonomy places the organism in Eukaryota, Pelagophyceae, Pelagomonadales, Pelagomonadaceae.